AUGGUUGUGGGCAUCAGCUAUGAUGCCCCUGCCCUCCAAGUCCCCUGGACAUACCCCAUGGUUGUGGGCAUCAGCUAUGAUGCCCCUGCCCUCCAAGUCCCCUGGACAUACCCCAUGGUUGUGGGCAUCAGCUAUGAUGCCCCUGCCCUCCAAGUCCCCUGGACAUACCCCAUGGUUGUGGGCAUCAGCUAUGAUGCCCCUGCCCUCCAAGUCCCCUGGACAUACCCCAUGGUUGUGGGCAUCAGCUAUGAUGCCCCUGCCCUCCAAGUCCCCUGGACAUACCCCAUGGUUGUGGGCAUCAGCUAUGAUGCCCCUGCCCUCCAAGUCCCCUGGACAUACCCCAUGGUUGUGGGCAUCAGCUAUGAUGCCCCUGCCCUCCAAGUCCCCUGGACAUACCCCAUGGUUGUGGGCAUCAGCUAUGAUGCCCCUGCCCUCCAAGUCCCCUGGACAUACCCCAUGGUUGUGGGCAUCAGCUAUGAUGCCCCUGCCCUCCAAGUCCCCUGGACAUACCCCAUGGUUGUGGGCAUCAGCUAUGAUGCCCCUGCCCUCCAAGUCCCCUGGACAUACCCCAUGGUUGUGGGCAUCAGCUAUGAUGCCCCUGCCCUCCAAGUCCCCUGGACAUACCCCAUGGUUGUGGGCAUCAGCUAUGAUGCCCCUGCCCUCCAAGUCCCCUGGACAUACCCCAUGGUUGUGGGCAUCAGCUAUGAUGCCCCUGCCCUCCAAGUCCCCUGGACAUACCCCAUGGUUGUGGGCAUCAGCUAUGAUGCCCCUGCCCUCCAAGUCCCCUGGACAUACCCCAUGGUUGUGGGCAUCAGCUAUGAUGCCCCUGCCCUCCAAGUCCCCUGGACAUACCCCAUGGUUGUGGGCAUCAGCUAUGAUGCCCCUGCCCUCCAAGUCCCCUGGACAUACCCCAUGGUUGUGGGCAUCAGCUAUGAUGCCCCUGCCCUCCAAGUCCCCUGGACAUACCCCAUGGUUGUGGGCAUCAGCUAUGAUGCCCCUGCCCUCCAAGUCCCCUGGACAUACCCCAUGGUUGUGGGCAUCAGCUAUGAUGCCCCUGCCCUCCAAGUCCCCUGGACAUACCCCAUGGUUGUGGGCAUCAGCUAUGAUGCCCCUGCCCUCCAAGUCCCCUGGACAUACCCCAUGGUUGUGGGCAUCAGCUAUGAUGCCCCUGCCCUCCAAGUCCCCUGGACAUACCCCAUGGUUGUGGGCAUCAGCUAUGAUGCCCCUGCCCUCCAAGUCCCCUGGACAUACCCCAUGGUUGUGGGCAUCNGGCCCCAGCAGUCACCUGAAGGCCCCAGCAGUCACCUAAAGGCCCCAGCAGUCACCUGA
Hyalella azteca is the source of this 1329-nucleotide messenger RNA. RefSeq lists its product as uncharacterized. The record is from RefSeq and is a predicted model, not a curated record. NCBI's taxonomy places the organism in Eukaryota, Metazoa, Arthropoda, Malacostraca, Amphipoda, Hyalellidae. Bases 1 to 1329 code for a protein of 442 amino acids. The transcript has a single exon.